AUGGCUCUGAUGGGGAAUCAGGAACGAAAGUAUAUGGAGAAGCAGGUGGGGGAUAAGCUGAAAAGCCUGGCCAGAAAGGGAACAGUCGAUCAACUUGUCAUUAGGGUUCGCAGUUUGUGCGAGAGGUAUCCUAAAGCAGCAGUAUUGUCACAUUCUUACCUCAGAGUGCAUGAAAAGAAUAUUCAUGAAAUGCUUUCGCAGAAACUUGAUAUCAAACGCCUCCAAGUGAAGUACCUGCAAAGUCUCAAGGAUGUGAAUCACGAUAAUCAUGCUCCAGAUAUCAAAAAUGACCAACUGCAAGAAAUAGCAAUGGACGUCAAAACAGCCAUCUUGAAGGGCCAUGAAGCAGACGAGAAUUUCUUUCGCCUUUUAAAUGGACGAGGAGAGAAUCCAUUAGCAGACAAAGAGAAACCCGCGAGUGCUCUUCUCCAAACCAUUGAUCUCGAGCAGCUCGCUGCAAUCAUCCAGAGUACUUUAGUGCAUCACAAAGCAUUCUGUCAAUCAUCUGACAACCUUCGAAUCCAUUACUUCAUAACCUUGCAUGAUGUGUUUGAGAGUAAGAUCAAAAACAAUCAACCGCUUGACUUGUUGCUUCGAGUCCUCACAGACUUCUCACGUGCCAACGAGAGGGGCUCCGGAGAGAUCUGGCUACGAACUUUCAGUCAUUGUAUCUUGCAGAUGGGAGUCGAGUUCAGGGAGUUGAAAGUCUCCCAGUCCUCUUCUCUCACUCCCUCGACAUUUGAGAGUCAGUCGUUCACUCUGGACUGCCUGAACUUCUCGACGGAGAACGAGUCUACCUUCAACUCAUUUGACGCAAUGGAGCUCGAUGACUGCCACGACGAUCCUUCCGUGAAGUCACGUUCCAAACUCAACCGCGAGUUUGCACAGACUUUUGAAAGAUUGCAGAGAUGGAGAUGUCCAAACCGAAAGCCACUUCGAGUGAAUUCACUGAAGGGCAAGCAUGCAUCAUACCUUGAAAGAAUCCGCUGUGCAAAAGCCAAAGAAAUUUCUCGUCGAAGGGAGCAAGCAGAGCUGAAAAGAAAAUCAAAAAUCUAUCUGUCUCGAAGUUACUUUCAGGGAGAUGUUCCUUUCAUUGAGAUCAAGCAAUCUGAUCUGAUUCAACUCUUGCAGCAGGCAACCUACCAAGACUCUCAGUUGUGUCAAAUCGUGAUUCUAGAAUUCGUGGAUGUAGUUUUGAAGAAAAACAACGAAUACCAAACAAAUUUCAUCAAGCUCCUCCAACAACCGCUGGUGAAUGCUUUGAACCUUGAUUCCUUUCAAUCUCCCAUGGUUGUUUCAACCUUGGUGAGCAUUGCAAGAAAGAUGAAUCUCGAUGUCGAUUCCAGACUUCUUGUUGCUGUCUGCAGAAAUCAUUCACAGUGCAUCUAUGAUGGAAUAUUGAAGCUUGAAGAUUCCGAAUCAAUCUCAGAAGAAGAAAGACCUGCAAAAGCUGAGAAGAGGAAACUAUCAACUCCCCAGUCUACAUGGCAGUCACUCUCCAUGUUAUAUUCCCUACUUGAAGAGAGUGACAUGGAGAUCGGGGUCUACGAGAAGUACCUGACGGCAUUCGGAAGAGAGAGCAAGGCAUUGAUUGCUCUGAACCUCAAGAUUGAUCGCAGGUAUGAGGAAGCAAUAUCACAUUACGAAACAUUGCUGGCCGGGGACAGCAUUGCAAGAGAAAUGGCUGACAUCUGUGAACGAGGGUUUCAAGAAAGUUUGCUCAAGAGCCUGCAAUUCUCAACGUUGGAAAAGAGAAUCAAAGAUCAGCACACCUCUGAAGAUACAAAUAGUGAAAGCAUAAGUGGCUUUGAAGUGGAAUUGUUGAAAUUAGAAAACUGGAAAGUUUUGCAAAGUUUCUUGCAAUGUCAAGUUGGAAAUAUCUUCCGGGACUUCGAUACUUUUGGGGACUCUCAGGACUCGACAAAUUGUCUCUCAAAGGCGUUCUUUAAGUCAGAACGAACACAAAAAGAAUAUUGUUUCGAGCAUUCCCUUGCAAGCUUGCUAAAGAACUCACAACAAGUUGAGUGCGAGGAGAUUGUAAGAAGUGGAAUCACGCACCUUUGCAACUCAUGGGAAGAAAGUAUUGGUCUCGGAGAAGAUAUGAAGAUCAAGAGGAUCAUAGAGCUUCAGAGACUCGUCGAGCUCGACGAGUACUUACACUCGAUUGGCAAUGUGCAGGAGUUUGAGAGGCUACUUGCCAGGUGGAGCAAGCGACAACCAAAGAGCACUUGGAGAAGUAUGGAAUUAGGAUGGGAUCAGAUCUUGCUAGGGAGAUACAUCUUUCUCAGACAUGCUGAGUCUUCUAGCCUGACCUCUGAGUGCAUUCAAACUCAGAGAUUGUGUGAUGAGAUGAAGUCGCAAAUCGCAAUGAAGUUUGCGACUGGGUUCGCACGAUGUAAAAAUUAUGCUGCUUCAGGAGUCGCAGAGCAGUUAGGGAAGGUAUCAACAAGCUGCGAGUAUAGGUCCAGAAAGGUAAAGUUAGACUGCAUUGUGAAGUCAAAUCAGAGCAUUGCUGAAAAGGAGCAUUUAUCUGCGUUAGUGCAUCAUGUUUCAUUGAAUGAUUCAGCUGGAGAACGCGAUGGUGUGCCAUGGCGAAUCAAGUGCUUGCUCCGGAUGGCACAUGUCUACGAAACAAUGGGAGAGAAUGAAAAUGCACUCAAAACCUUUAGAGAAGCAAUUGACGGCAGUAAGGAUCUUGCAAAGAAUGCUGGGAUCAAGCUAAAGUACAUGGCAAAAACAAACUUCCUUGCCGCUCUCUUCUGUGAUAAUCAGAUGAAAGAAAGCAAUCAAAACAAACAUUCACAAACAGGAAAACAUGCGUAUGACGAAACAUUCUUGAACUUCUUCUUUGACAGCUUGUUGUCAGCCGUUGAAUAUGGUUGUGAAAAGGCAAACUACAACCUUCCCCGAUUUCUUGAGGUCAUAGAGAAUAUUGAUCAAAAAACUAGGGCUAGUGUAAAGCAGUUGUUCAAAUCCAGGGGAUUUUCAGUCCAACCUCUCAUACAAUGGUUGCAGCAACUUGUGUAUCUUCAUCACAAGUUUCAUCGAAACAAGGACGACGAGCUCACUUCAUAUUUCAUCCAAGAAUUGUCGAAGCACUACCCACAAGCAGUGUAUUUGGCGUUUCAAACAGUAUUCGGAACUGAGACAGAUUCUUUUCUCGACCAUCUCUUCAGCCACAUCAAACAAAAAGUGGAGUCUAUCGAAGAAGUUCGGGAUGCCAUGCACCUCCUGCAAGAUCCGAGGUUGCAGAUCAAUGAAGUUCUCAAGAGGUUGAAACCCGGAGGAAACAAACUCAAUCCAGAAGACAGUCAGAUAAUAUCAUAUCUGAACAAAUCAUUCGUCGACCAACCCAAGAUGAGUGAAAUAAGGGGGAAAAUGAUGAGAGAAGACGAGAACAUCGCUAAAAUGAUCCAUGCACUGUCACAGAAAAGUGGAGCUAGAACGCUUGGAAACGAGGUGAAGUUUUUGAAGCCCUUAGCUUUGAAAAGUUCAACCUUGAGGUUGUUUUCAACGCACCUCUCACGAUUCGAGGGAACGUUUGAAGAGGAGAAAAGCCUAGUUAUUCCUUACCAAGCUCUCGGAAGCAGAAGAGUUCCAUCAGAGUCUCACUUUCCAAGGUUGAUGUCUUUUGACGACAGAAUCAACUUCUUUCCGUCCAAGCAACGCCCAGUGGGAGUUACAAUGAGAGGAUCGGACGGGAAGGAAUAUGGGUGGAUAGUGAAGUGCGGUGAAGAUCUGAGACUAGACGAACGGUUGCAACAGGUGUUCGGAGUGAUGAAUCGACUGAUGCUCUCAGACGUGAACUGCUCCAAGAAAAGUCUUCAUCUUCUCACGUACUCCAUUGUAACACUGAGUAAGCAUGCUGGCAUCAUUGAGUUUGUGGGACAAUCUAAACCACUCGAGAGCUUCGUCGACAAAACGGUCUUGAAUGAGCAGGGAAAGAAGUUCAUGGAGAAAAUCUCACAAAAAACAUGGCUCCAUACUAUCAGUAGAGACAGGCAUCUGAAAAACUCUCUCGUGCUCAAGGAUGGACGAAUCUUAGGGAUCGACUUCGGUUAUGCCCUCGGCUUUGCAACUAUCAGACUGCCUAUCCCUGAGCUCGUGCCCUUCCGCAUGACGCCACAAUUCUUGGGGAUUCUUCACCCUGUUGAUGGGAAAGGCAGCAUGAAGCACACGAUGGCAAGGGUGCUUCAGACGCUCCGAGGCUCGCGGACAGCUCUCUUGAACCUUUUGUCGCUGUUUGCGAAAGAUCCCGUUCUGAGCCUGAUGAUAGACGUGGACGACAUCGUCAAAGAUGUCAAAGGAAAGUUGGAAGGACGGAAUCCAUUCUCAAUCCUGAGAGAACAAGUGACAAGGAAUGGGAGAGUGACAAGUGCGCAUCAGAACUUAGCUCGCCUCAUCGACAAGGUCGAGGAAGAGGCUGGCACUGGCAGCCAUUCCGCCAGUCUGAGCUCCUUCGAGCAAGCUGAUUCGCUGCUGGAGAUAGCAACAUCAAGAGACAUUCUUGCCCGAGCCUUUGAGGGAUGGAGUCCUUACGUCUAA
Guillardia theta CCMP2712 is the source of this 4545-nucleotide messenger RNA. RefSeq lists its product as hypothetical. Gene Ontology annotation, molecular function: protein serine/threonine kinase activity; protein binding. The transcript is spliced from 8 exons. NCBI's taxonomy places the organism in Eukaryota, Cryptophyceae, Pyrenomonadales, Geminigeraceae. Gene Ontology annotation, biological process: double-strand break repair via nonhomologous end joining; telomere maintenance. The coding region runs from base 1 to 4545 and encodes 1514 amino acids. Gene Ontology annotation, cellular component: nucleus. The record is from RefSeq and is a predicted model, not a curated record.